GCCAGGCGUAGUAGCACCAAGGUUCGCUGCGUCGGGUUUGGUGUCGGAAGGAUUUUUCCUUGUGACACCAAAGUCGACGGAGUCUAGGGACUGGCUGCUAGGUCAGGACUUCGGGGAGCUGGACGGACACCGAAUCAUCGUGCGUAAGCUGGAGCAGACUAGGGUGCAAGUUUGGGUGCCGGGUGAUGCGGAUACGGAGUAUGUAAAGGAAUUCCUUUACGCUCAGAAUCCGGAUCGCCGGGAUCUCAAAUUCCUGGAGUGGAAGGCUGCGGGCAGGGAUGCUCUAGAGUUAGGUACCCGGUUGACCUUUUUGGUCCCGGAUGGAGUAGAGGAGAUCUGGGGCGAAGAGAAGACGAAGGUCAUGGACUUCUCCGCCACCAGUGUGAGAGUUAGGAUUUUGAGGGCCAACAUCACUCAACAACCCUCAGAACCUAACAAUGAAGAACCCGAACUGAGAAAGGAGGGCACGGCACCGAGCGGCGUCAAUACGGAGGAGAAGGAGGGUAUGGACGUCGUCGACGGGGGCGAGCUCUCCGAGUAACAGUCCGGGGACAACAACACUACACACAACUAUCACUAUGAACACACAAAGAACACUACACAAGCACCUACACACAAACACACACACAAACAUAUGCCAAGUAAACCUCCAACACUGCAAGGACGCAAUGUCUGAGCUAGGACAAUAUGUUAGGAGGGCCAAAGUUGAAAUAGCACUGCUGCAAGAACCUUAUGCAUGGAGGAACCGGGUGGCAGGCCUGGGACAUCUGGGGGGAGCUCUGUACUAUGAGGGAAAUGGUGAGCUACCUCCUAGAGCAUGCAUAUAUGUGAGUAAUAAUGUGAGAAAUAUGGGAUGUUUCAUGACCAUGUGUUGCAGAGACCUUGUCGUGGUGGAGACCUACUUCAUCAAUGACGAAGGGAAGAGAUGCAAGGUGGCGCUGGCGUCCUGCUAUCAGCCGGGCGACGUAGAGACACCUACAAAGGAAUUGGAAGAGACGGUUCUGAGGUGAUACACCGACGUUUAUAACAAGGGCGAGGAGAGAAGUGCUGGACAUCACUGUAGCAUCGAGAGAGAUAUCAGGCAAGGUAAAAUGUUGGAGGGUGGACGAGGAGGACAGCAUGUCUGACCACCGAAGGAUACUCUACAGCAUUGAUUGUCGGGUAGAAAAGAUGAAGGUAAGAAAUCCACGCAAAACAGACUGGACGAAGUUCGGAGAGGAGCUAAAGAGGACUUCCGUCUCGGGUGGUAGGUACGAAAGUAUAGACGACCUGGACAAAGGAGCACUCAGGCUGAAGGAGUUAGUAACAGCAGCAUACCACAAGGCAUGUCCAGAGAAACUCGUACAGGCAGGUAAAGGACAGCCAUGGUGGAGCAGAGAAUUACAGAAGGUAAGGAAGAAGGUUCGCAAGGCUAUGAGGGUGGCGGUAAAGAAAGGCGACACUCAUAGUUGGGACGAGUA
This is a messenger RNA of Leguminivora glycinivorella, 1460 nucleotides long. RefSeq lists its product as uncharacterized. Bases 579 to 1010 code for a protein of 143 amino acids. The record is from RefSeq and is a predicted model, not a curated record. Lineage: Eukaryota; Metazoa; Arthropoda; Insecta; Lepidoptera; Tortricidae. The transcript has 2 exons.